ACCCUCGAAGAAACGGCCCGCAGUCCCCGACGGAGAUAAUAAAAUCAAGUCCUUCAAGAAAUUUCCCCCAAAUCGUUAGGGUUUCCCUGCAAUUGAAUCGUCGCCUUCCUCUGCUCCCGAGAAUACGCGUGCGCAGGAGCCAUGUCGUCCACUCGCAGUAUCAUCCUCAAGAGCUCGGACGGAGAGUCCUUCGAGGUGGAGGAGGCGGUGGCUCUGGAGUCCCAGACCAUCAAGCACAUGAUCGAGGACGAGUGCGCCGACGACGGCAUCCCCCUCCCCAACGUCACCAGCAGGAUCCUCUCCAAGGUCAUCGAGUACUGCAAGAAGCACGUCGACGCCGACCGCGCCUCCUCCGUCGCCGACGACGACCUCAAGGCCUGGGACGCCGAGUUCGUCAAGGUCGACCAGGCCACUCUUUUCGAUCUCAUCCUGGCAGCGAAUUAUCUGAACAUCAAGGGGUUACUGGAUCUGACCUGCCAGACUGUGGCUGACAUUAUCAAGGGGAAGACACCUGAGGAGAUCAGGAAGACAUUCAACAUCAAGAAUGACUUCACGCCGGAGGAAGAGGAAGAGGUUCGAAGGGAGAAUCAAUGGGCCUUUGAGUGAAACGAUGUGCUUAGCGUUAAAGCCAACGUUUCGCUCUGGCAUUAGUCAUUCUUCACUCAGGGAAACUGGGGUCGCAGUUUCUAACUCGAGAUCAAUCUUCUAACUUCUUGCUAGUGUGAUUGAACCUUGUUCUUUGUGUCAUAUAUGGUCUUACUUUUUACAUAGCACACGUUUAAGAGGUGAUGGCUCUGUUUCUUGGUUGCUGCAA
This is a messenger RNA of Rhodamnia argentea, 814 nucleotides long. RefSeq names its product SKP1-like protein 1B. Gene Ontology annotation, cellular component: cytoplasm; nucleus. Gene Ontology annotation, molecular function: cullin family protein binding. The coding region runs from base 142 to 606 and encodes 154 amino acids. The record is from RefSeq and is a predicted model, not a curated record. NCBI's taxonomy places the organism in Eukaryota, Viridiplantae, Streptophyta, Magnoliopsida, Myrtales, Myrtaceae. The transcript has 2 exons. Gene Ontology annotation, biological process: SCF-dependent proteasomal ubiquitin-dependent protein catabolic process.